GUUCUGUUGACUGGGAAGCCCCUAGCGCGAAGCUGCCAACGCCCGGCGUAGAGACACAAACAGUGGAAACGGUACGGAAAAAAGAACUUUUUUGUAACUAAUGUGAUAAUACUGUGGUCGGUUUUAUGUUUUGAUAUUCUCGAUAGCAUCCGUGUUAAUGAUCUGUCAUACGUUUGUUUUAUUUGUAGUAUUAGGCGUCCCGUUGAGCCACCGCAUAAGCUCAACCAGCUAGCUAGCAAUUUGCAAGGUUAGCACCGAGCAGAGCAAGUAGACCACUCAAACUAAACCCCUUAGAGCGCAGAAUAACCCACAAGUAAACUCGAGGUCAUUCAUUAUCUCUGGAUUAUGUUCGCAAGAAUUCUCUCGAUCUUCAAAGAGUGUAAGUCAAAAAAAGCAUUUCUGUCAAACUGAAGAUGGAUACAAGCGAGCGGUUAGCUUUUCGGCGAACUGUAUAAAAGGCAUAAUGUUACCGUUCACAAAUAUGAGGUACUUUUUAACGCGAAGGGGGCUUAAAAUUUGACUUAUUUGGUGUUCUGGGAAAGUCUGAUAAUGCGGAUUAGGCGAAAAUAUGAAGGACAUAAUUGGUUGGAAAAAUACGGGUAGUUGUACAAGCCGGCAGGAAAUUAGGCCAGUUUGAGGCCGGGGAUGUGUCUGAAAUUCAGCAGCAGCAGCUAUGGCUAAUGGCUGAAAGCUAACGGCUGUAGGUAUCAGUGGUGGUCAUCUCAUAGUGUUAUCUUCAUGUGUUUAUAAAAGAUUGGACGUGAAAGAUAAUGGAAACAACGACGCGGAAAUGACUAUCAUUUGCUUCAAAGCCGGCACUUUCAAAGGGAGCCGAACACCGUUAAAAAGCUGCUGAUACAGGCUUCAGUUUGAGGUUUUCUGUGUGAAGUUGACUACACUCUUGAAGGAAUGUGCAGGUUAAAUCUGUCUUUUUGCGCAAAAUGAGAGUCUCUACCGUCUACAAUGUGCCUUUUGAUUAUAUUAUUGUAUGCACUGCUGAACUUUCAAAACAUUUGUAAUGGUGAGCCCCAUAUAUUAUGAGGACACAGCAUAUCACACUGAGUUGAAGAUGUUAUCAGUACUAGUCUUUAAGCUGGCUGGCCCUCAGAGUGCUUGUUGGCCUACAAACACAAAUGUGUGGAUUAAGUCUGGCAGCACUAUUGUCGCUGCAGCAAACCCCACUUACCCAUGGCCGUCAGCUUACUGGACUAUUCAGUGUAGCAUCUGGCAUUUAUGUCAGUAUGUAGAAAACAGAGAAGAGUCAUUGAUCAUGCACAGCCUCAUAUUGCUUUAGGGCAUUAUGUCAUUUUGUUUCGUAUACAAAUGUUCUUGUGAACAUGACAUUUAUAUAGAAUGGACGCCGUCUGCCUCCUCGCUGGGUGAAGCCACUAUGAGAACAGCACCCUCUGGUGACGGGCUGCAGUAUAGGUCAUAAAUCCCGCCUCCUUCAGCAGCAAGAAGCGAGAAGACUGACACAACAGCAGACUGACUGUUUUUCAGCUCUGAUUAGACAGUAGUGUUGAGAUGGCUGUCUGUCAUGAUAGCAUGUACUGAGUCGGGGUUAGUACCAGAUAAACACAUUAAACUAUAAUUCAUAAACGUAAGGUAACAACCGAGACCUAAUGGUGAUAUGACAGCAACACGAUUGAGUUUGAGGCAGUGAAAAUACAUAUGGUGUGUUGUAUCUGAACAGGUUAGCUUACGAGCUAAAGUUACUUAGCACAGAUGAACGUUAAAACAAAGACGUUUAGCAAACUGUUAAAACACACAAACCAUCGUCAUAUGAGAAAUCCGACGCUAUGACUCUCCACAAGUUGUCCUUCAGGUCAAUAUCUUUGUAAUGUUUGUGUCUUCUUCAUCAAAAAGCACUCUGUUCACCGACAUGUAAACAAUCAGCCGGUCGGCCAUGUUGGAUAUACCGGUUAAUCUGACGCCGCAACAACAUGCAAUCUGAUUGGUCAGUAGUGGACACACAGUAUGCGAAACUUUAGAAAAAUCGACCGUGAUCCGAAAAAAUAAAUGACACAAUAUCGCAGGACGGGAAAACGUUGCUGAUGUGUACACUUGUAUUGACAGGAUAUUGGUCCGUCCGAAAUAAUCGCACGACAAAAACACUCCCGGUGUGAAAGGACCUUUAAACUGUAUUUAGCAGAACAGAUUUGGAAGAAAUUGAGUAUGAUAUUCAUAAGCAUGUGUGAAUUAUUGUACUCAUCAGAGUACAUAAAAAAUCAAUUUAGUUGAAGUCAACUUCUGUUGUGCUUUCUACAUCAACAAAGGGAGCAGGGCCUCAUUCACAGUGGUUGUUCAAGAUGGUAGAAGUGAAACAAUUGGAGGACCAUACUCAGCAUGCUACACAUACUUGUCUUCCUCUAAGGCAGUGGUUCUCAAGUCCAGUCCUUGAGGCCCACUGUCCUGCAUGUUUUGGAUGUUUCCCUGCUCCAACACACCUGAUUCAAAUGAUCAGCUCGUUAUCAAGCUCUAGAAUGGCUUAAUAAUGAGCUAAUCAUUUGAAUCAGGUGUGGUUCUGGACUUGAGAGCCACUGCUCUAAGGCCAUCAUUGCUUCUCUGACAGGAGGGGUGAGCAGGGGAGCAUUUCAGUGGAGAACCUGAAUACUAGAUGUCAAUUCCAUACCUGUUUCCCUGACAUAUUGGGCCUUUUAAGUUCUGUCUAGUUCUGGCUUGGCUCAAAUACUCUGGCGAGGUUGUGUUCAUUGUUGGCACACGAACUAUGGCACUCCUUUCUUUGAAAACUUUGAGCUUUUGUAAUUCCUCAAUCUAUAGGACAAUACCUUGUUUUACUCUCUCAUAUCAGUUUUUUCUCUUGGCAGCAAUGUUAAGUCUAUAACACUCCUGUCAUUAACCAGGUACCUCUUCAUACAACAAAACUGUCAGCUUGAUAACAUGACAGCAUUUAGAAAAUUUGUGCACCAAACCCUAGUUUGUCUUGAUUAAAGAGGGACCUUAAAGGUACACUUUGAACCUUUUCUUGGUCAAUUGUCAAACGUUAUCAAGACAUUUUUUUUCUAAAUUUUCCCAGGACUAUUCCAAAUUCAAUCAAACAAUUUGAAUGCAAAAAUACUCAGAAAUGCAAUGUUGCUCUUAGUUUUUUCAUGAUAUGUCCUCUAGCAUCAGAAAAAUGUCAUAUGAACACGUCGACAACAAGAAAAACAUGAUUUUCAUCAGAGUGGGUCUUUAAGUUGGCAAAAUAUACAUUGAAAUUGUCACAGUUAUGUCAUUCUCAAAGCAUGGGCUGGCCUGUCAACAAAAACAGACCUCAUAAAUACGAAUCCAGUCCUUUCCUUUUCAAGGAACAGCUUCAGUGGGGAAAAACAAAACAACAACAAAAAAACAUCUCAAAGGAUUGCAAGAAAGACGUCCUCCUGUGUUAAAGCAUGUUCACUGUAACAUUUGGUGCAUUAAGUUUUACCUCUUCUGCUUUCCUCAAUGACAACCCCACCCCCACCCAAUGGUGCAGAGCUCUGCAGUGGCACUGACAUACUGUACUGUAUGGAGGAGAAACACUGGAAAUACUGUGGUUGAAAAUACUAUCUACAUUGUCUUUAAAUGUGUUUGAGCGCUGUACAUUUUUGCAGAAAAUCAAGGUCAAAACAUAUUCUUUUUCUUCUAGACCAUCAGUCUAUCAGUCAAAGACAUUUUGUUUAACAACAGCAGACACAACAAAGACAGUUGUAGGUCAUUUGAAGAAAAGAAGUAUUUGCCUUUACUGCAGAAAUUGAUGUGAGUGGUUUGUCGAGUUUUUAGCGAUAAGUAUUAAUAGAUAGAUUAAUUGGGUCAUUGCUUGAUUAGAUUUUUGUGCUUUUGCAGGUAUUUUUUCAGGUUGCACUUAAAAGAUCAGUUGUGUUUAAAUGACUUGUCACUGGUGCAGAUGGCAUGGAAGAUUUGAAUACCAUACUUUGAUAUUGAACGGUUUUGUUGGUAUGCAGUUUGUUUGUAGACCAGCGCAGAAACGGGAUUGAGCUGUCUUUAUUGUGGUUUAAUCAUGACAACUAUAUACUUAGAAUGGGUUUUCUUUUAUUUAGAUUUCUAUUUUUUUCUUUUGUUCUGUGCGCCUUCAAGUCAGAAUUGUGACCCCACUUAGAGGCCAUCAGCUCAUGCUUUUUUUGAGCUUAUUUACUGUAAUACUGCAGAGAGUAUUUCCUUUUUGUUUCCUGGAAGUCCAAAUUCCAUAUUCACUCUACCAAUAAGCCCAAAGCAACCCAACUUUAUUUCAUUUCAACUAGGGCUGCAACUAAUGACUAUUUUAACAAUCAAUUAAUCGGUCUACUAUUUUUUGAUUAAUCAAUGAAUCUGAUACAAAACACAUUUUUAAUUUCCACCUCAAAAACUUUUGUGAAGUUAGCAUGUGGUUUUUUUGGGGUUUUUUUUGUUCUGCAUGAUAUGCUCCCACACUGUUUAGGGGCUUGGGUCGAACUGUCUUCACUGCGUCUGCCAUUUGUAGAAUUUACUUAAUUUCUGUAAAAACUGCCCCUGCCUCGCUCUGUUCGACUCACUCUGCAGGUCAAGAUUUUAAACUUUAUUUAGGUCAAAGCUCUGCAGGUAAAGUUAACAGCUGGCUAUGCAUCACGGCAAGUGACCCAAGCGACACAACGAAUCAAUAUUGAAAUUCUUUGCCAACACUUUUAAUAAUCGACUUGUGGAUUUUAUUGAUUUGUUGUUGAAGCUCUAAUUUUAAGGACUUGUGCUAUACAGAGCUGGAGUUGUGUACUUCUGCACAGAACAUUUUUACUACUUGCUCAUUCAGGAUUCUUUGAUCUGUUAAAAAAUGUAGUAUCUCUGUAGUGUAAAACUCGGUGUAGUGUGAUAUAAUUGUUAGUCUGUCUCUGGGAAAUAACAUGGAAAUGAGUCAAACUUCUUGGGUAUUUUUCCUUUCAGUCCACAUUGUUCCUCCACCCAAACAUUCUGACUUGUGUGGACUCAGAAUGUGAGUCUGUGUUUUCUUUGAAUGACAAAUGGGUCUCCAGCUGUCCCUACGUGUCAGAUGAUCCUCCCAUCUCUGAAAUGAUUAGACUUCUUUGGAUUUCUUGUAAAUGGUGAAACAGUGAGUGUGUGGUCCAUUAGGGAGGUUUGGUUAUUUGGCAGUAACCAUGCAGAGUUACUUUUCCAUCAACGUCCCCCUGUCAGGUAUAUAACGGCAUUCGUACCUGAGGCAUGGAUCACCUAAAUUGUCCGAAUUGGGUCAGGCACAAAUUUACAGUUAUGGAGUAAACUGCUUCAACCAACAAUUUAUCAUCAAAUUGCAGGUGCUGCUUUUUUCAAAGUUUCCCCUCAGAGAGGGGUGUGUGUGUCUGUUUCACUUGGCUUUAGUUUUGCUUGGAGAAAAUUGACACUUUUGUCUGAAGUGUAUUUCACUAACUAAUGAGGUUUGCUGUCUUUUUUUGUUUUUGUUACAGAUUUUGAAUGACUAGUGAGGACUGUGAAAAGCAGCUAUGCAGACCAUCAAGUGUGUUGUAGUUGGGGACGGUGCUGUGGGUAAAACAUGCCUGCUCAUCUCUUACACCACAAACAAAUUUCCAUCGGAAUAUGUACCCACGGUAAGUAUGUGUUGCAAUCGUAGAGGUAGAGGAGUCUGUGUCAUAAUUUAACAUAAUCCUGUGUGGGUGAUGAGUAAGGAGAUUUAUUAGCUUGAGUGAAGAUGAUACUGCACAUGUAGCCAUUUUAAAAAAAUUGUUUAAAUUCCAUCUGAUGGUCCUGGAGUUAAUGCUUCAUUAUUAUAUAAUCUGAUGCGCUUUAUUACUUUAAGAGUAUUGUUGUUGAACUUUAAAGUAUUGCUCAAAUGUCCUGUAAUUCUCAAACAACUGAAGUUGUCUCAACCAGAACCUUCAGGAUCUCACUUGUCAGUUCAGCAGGAGUCAUGUUGUAUUGAAUCCUUACACAGAAUGUCUGACAUGAAAUGUCCUGUUUUCCUCAGGUGUUUGAUAACUAUGCUGUAACUGUAAUGAUUGGAGGGGAGCCUUACACCCUGGGCUUGUUUGACACAGCAGGUAUGUCUUCAUCUCUACCCGUGCUUUAGUUUAUUCCUGUGACGUAACUCUAAAAUGAGUUUAAACGUGUUAAUGUGUUGUUUCUCCAGGUCAGGAAGACUACGACAGGUUACGACCCCUGAGUUAUCCCCAGACAGAUGUCUUCCUCGUUUGUUUCUCUGUCGUGUCCCCCUCCUCCUUCGAAAACGUCAAAGAAAAGGCAAGUUUUGAAACUCCUCUCUCUCAUUUCUCUGACAUUCUCCUGAAAACAGUAAAUGAAUGUGUCUUGUUGAAUGUUUCUUGAAUGAUUGUUUUUUGUUGUGUUUUUUUACGUGUACAGUGGGUUCCAGAGAUCACCCACCACUGUCCAAAGACCCCCUUCCUUCUAGUCGGGACUCAGAUUGACUUGCGGGAUGACCCAUCUACUAUAGAGAAGCUGGCCAAGAACAAGCAAAAGCCCAUCACCCCAGAAACAGCUGAGAAGUUGGCGAGAGACCUCAAGGCUGUGAAAUAUGUGGAGUGUUCAGCCCUCACACAGGUAAUACACGUAUAUUUAAUUAUGACACCACACACUUACAUCACAUUAAUUUACACCGCAAUGGCAAAAACUAAGAAAAAGGAGGAAAGAGGAACAUGUCUGCACCCCCCCAGACUGUGCACACUAUGGUCAGUUAACUCUUGAUCUGCAUGUGUAUUCGGUAUGGUCUAUGUUCUUACUCACAAGCUAAGUUGGGUUGAUGAUAAUGCGUAAUCAGAUGCUUUUAGUCGAUGAUAAAAAUGUCGACUUUGAGCAAAGUGUGUAAUAUUGCGCUGUCUGCCUGUUGAUAUGUAGGUUGUAGUAAAGUGAGCAGUGAAGGUUUUGUGUAGCAGAAUUUUCAGCAUGUCAGGGUGAACCUUGGGUCUUGUACUGUGAUCGGUAUUCCCCGUUAAGUGCGAUAAUUGUGCUGAUGCAUCAUGCACAGUUGAAUGAUAAAUACGGCCUUGAAUAAAUACUCAGUUAGGGCUGGGCAAUAUGACCUAACAAUAACGUCUAUGAUUCUUUCACACCACCGAAUUCAACUUACUAUUUUUCUGUUGGUUCUUUCUUUAAACAGUGCUAACAACAAUAAGUGAUUUUCGUUUGUGACUUAGGUUUGCGUCAGCCUCAGUUAAAGGGAUAUUCCAGCGUAAAUUUAAGUUAUGGUCAAAGACGCUGUAACACCGAGUUAGACACCCCCUCGAAAGAUGAAUGUUGCUGACUGCUUGCUUCUGUAGUUGUACCAACUUUAGCAACAACCGCACGAUAGCCCUGAUGAGUCGAUCACCGAGUGCAGCGGAGUUUCGCAGCUCAAGGAAGAACAUUUAUGAUCAUUACUACGUGGAAAUGCAGUCAAACUGAGACGCUAAGGCAGAAGAACUACCGCAUCUGCAGAGCAAAAUUAUUAUUAUGAUGAUUAUUACUUCAUGGAAAUGAUCCACUGCACUCGGUGAUCGACUUGUCGGGGCUCCCCCCACAAACAAGCGGCUGCAGGAGGAGAGUGGGUGAUUUGUGUUUGGUGUCGUUGCUAAAGAAAUCAGACAAAGUUAAAAAGAUGUUAGCACUAUGGCUGGGACCCUAUAUGUACUGUUGAUGAAGUUAGGUGCUGUUCUGAGCAUUAUUUGUGGCUAUAGAGUGGCUUUUUGGUUGAGGUUUGCGUGUGGAGAUGUAGACCGCUGUGUAUUGCUGUCAUGUGGUCAUUGGAGUCAUUUAUAACCAGCACAUCACAAAAUUAGUUGACAGUUGUUUGUCCUUAAAUGUAUGAUGACAAGCUCCUGGAGGUGAAAAGGCUUUUAUGAAGUGGUGGUGUGAGACUAGUCUUGUUCACGUGUACCCAGCAUGCUUUGGGAGUAAAUAUGAAUAAAAAAAAGAACUAAAACCAAAAGUGUGUCUUCUACUCUGAACUUUACAGCAUUUUUCUUAAAAUGAUCCAAUCCAAGAAUACUUAUUACAGCAGCUGUGCGUCAUGUCCCUUUGUUAAUUUACACAGUCUAGUUUGAAGUUUAUUCCACUAAUGCAGGUUUCUACUGGCUGUUGUGGUCUCGUGCAUCUCACAGUGAGACACAUUUCUCCCACUCGGCUGCGUGUCUCUGCUGAAGAUGUUUAAUGACUUUGGUCGUGCUGCUGCUACCUUCAGCUUCAGCAACCUUUAAAGAAAGUUAGCAGCAGACUGUGGUUUGUUUUUAGUCUUAUGCUGCAAAACGGAAGCAGCUACAGAUGAGUAAUGACUCGUGCUUUUUUGAGAACAAACUCUUCAUUAACUGUAGCCGCCAUGAUGUGUCUGUCUCUGUAGGAAGUAAGCGAAGGCGAAGGCUGCAGGAGCCUAAAGAAAACACUCCAGAGAGUUAGGGAGAAAAUCUGGAUUCUCAAUUUUUGAAAUCGUCCUGAACCUCAAACUCUGAUUAAUUUAUAAAGUUGAUGUAUUGCCCAGCCCUGAUUUAAUUAUUGUGGUCAUUACUCACUGAAGCGGUGGAGCUAAUUGGAAAGCCAGGUUCAGCCUUUAUUUUACCUUUCCAAAGUAUCAGCUUCAUUCUUGCAGCCAGUGAAACCCAAAAUGAGUUUGUCUUCAUGGGAAUGUUUUAAUAUGAGUGGACGGCAGAGAUGAUGAUUUCCAGUUUUUAGGUUUCUUUUUCAAAGUGCUCGCUUCGGCUGUAGGUCGUGAUAAAUCAGUCAGUACUCUUUUGAGUGUAUCUUUCACUGUUUGACUCCUGAGCACAUGGUGUACCACGGUUCUGAAUGAAGGGGAAAGGGGGUCGAGGGAACAGGACUUAUAAGAGAACAGAUCAGCUCUGCCUCUCUCAAAAAGAACAAUAGUGUGGAGCGAGCUGAGGUGUAGCCCCCACCUCCCCCGCUCUGCUCCUUCCUUCCUUCCUCUCCCCUCUCUUCCAGGCACAGAUGUGCCAUUGCUGCUGAUGUCAUUUCCUGUUUUCUGUCAGGAAUCGCAGCAGUUUGUCCACACCCAUUUUCAGCUGAUUGUUCAACGACUUCACCUCCUUUCGCUCCAUCUCUUCUCGAUCACGUUUCUCCUCACCCUCAUGCUCUUUUUUUACCGUUGCACUGCAUCGCUCACCUUUCUGUUUAAAGUAAAUGCAUAUCUCUGAUUCUGCCAUGUUCCUCUCAGCCUCUUCACCUGUCAGUCUCUCUUUUCGUGUUCGCUUUGCUAAUUGUACAAUUGUUCUCUCCCUCUCCUGUCGUUGUAGCGAGGGCUGAAGAAUGUAUUUGACGAAGCUAUCCUAGCUGCCCUAGAGCCGCCUGAGACACAGAGAAAGAGGAAAUGCUGUUUAUUUUGAACUCUGUACCAACGCUCUAAACUUCUCUCUAUCUGAGUGAUAUGAUUCAUUUCUUCACUCAGUCCUUCCCCUUCCUCCUUCUUCCCCUUGUCUAUCUCUCUACAUGUGCUGCUUUUGAAACAUAGACCAAACCCAGUCUCAUCUAACAGCCCAUGAUGUGUUGUUCACUAACCCCUGUCCUGACACAAACUACUACUCUGUAUGAAAAGCGCAAUGCAACUAAUCUUUGUUUCUCGGCCUUAACCCCUGGUGGUUUAAGGCUUUUUGACCCAUCAUACAUUCAUUUACUUUCUCUUAAUGCUGCUGUAGAGAUGCCUUUUAUCUCAUUUUACAAAACCACCAGUAAUGCUCCGGAUAUCAUUCAAGUGGGCAGGAGCAGGAUUGUAAACUGUGGUGAGAUCAGCAUUUCAAAAAAACCAAGUGUCAUGUCGAAGAGUUUUUUAAGAUUUCGCCCUCCUUUGUGGAAAACUUGCAAAAGCGGCGUAAUGUUACUGCCUCGCAGAAAUGGAAGUUGUUCUGGCCUGGAUAGAGAGACUCCCGUCCUGCCAUUCCUUGUACUACAGUCCAUCUCUGGCAUAACCGAUUAGAAAAACAGGCCCCUGAGUAAGACAUGAUCCUGAUCCUAAUUUCUACUGUCCGAAUGGACCCUGUCGAGUAGGGGUGGGAGAAAAAAUCGAUACAGCAUAGUAUCACGAUAUUUUGUCUGGUGAUAUAUCGACCAAGUAUCGAUUUUUUUAUGAAUUAAAUGUUAAUAUGAGGUCAAAUGUAUGAUAAUGGAAGAAUAAAAUCAACAGUUUGUCCAGUAAGGUUAGCAGAGGUGACAUAGAGCAGCAGAGAAUUGGUGCAACAAAUAUAUAUAGAAGGUUUGUAAGAUGUGCUACAUGGAAAAAAAAUGUGUAAAUAAGACAAACAUAAAGGACAGACAAAUGCUAAAUUAGCUUAACAGUUGAAAAAAUUGUAUAAAUCACAAUAUAUUGUAUCACAAUACUCACUGUAUUGCAAAAUGUUAAAAAUUGCAAUAAUAUCGUAUCAUGGUAAUAUUGUAUUUUGGGACUUAAGUUUGUGUCAGCCUCAGUUAAAGGGAUAUUCUGGCGUAAAUUUAAGUUAUGGUCAAACACACCAUAACACCGAGUUAGACACACCCCUUCGAGAGAUGAGUGUUGCCGACUGCUCGCUUCUCUAGUUAUACCAACUUUAGUAACCAACUUUAUGGGUCUCAUACAGCAGAGCAUGUAAAACAGAUGAUGUGGAUUUUGCAGCAGUGUUAGUGUCAGUUCUAUCAUGCAGUGAAAUUCAUGGAUCGGAUCAGAUACUGUAGAACAUGACUUUGGAUCUCAAAUGAGCUUCCAAAAAUCUUCCACAGCCUCACUGGUGUCCAAUUCUUAUAGACGCAGCUCUUGGCCAGCAGUGGAGUGGUUUCUCCCAGAGGACAUAUGAUGUUAUCCAUUUUAUUACGCAGCCUUUUAAGUUGAGUCAUGAGUCUCCCUCUCAGUGCUGUAGUAGUAGUUCCUGUGAGGAGGCGGGUUUGGACAGCCUCACUUUGGUGAGAUUGAUCUCAACAUUUAACAGAGCUUCCAUUUCUAAUACCUAUUUUUUCUACUGCUGUUGAUGCCUGAUAAUAAAACAGAAACUGGAGUUUCACAAUGGUUAUUUCAAUGGUUUGACGUACUGAUGCCACAUAUAUAGGGAAUGUUUGGCCAUCUUAACAACAUAAUUACCAGACUGAUUCGGUGUCUUACUUUGGGACUGAUGAUUGAUGCAGUUUAAAGCAAAUCUUCACUUCAUGUUUUUACAAAAACGGAUUUCUAACUGAAUCGAUCAAACACUCCCUAUAUAUGACACUCGUACCCUCAUCAGUGGUGACUUUCAUUUUGUGUUGAAGUCCAGAUUUGAAUAAAAGGCUGUGAGUGUGUGAAAUUACUUGUGAAAUAAACGAAUAAAAGAUGAAUAAACUUGCUCUCCUCUCUGGUUCCCUUCUUUUUCAAGCCUUUGUCAGAGAAGAAUUUAUCAGAGCUAAUCAACAAGGUUAAGAAGUGCUAAAGGGCUUACUGCUGGACCGCUGCACAGUACAGCGCUGUGUCAGUGCAGCUCUUGUUACUUCACAUGACCGAGCUCCCGGCGUAAGCUGCUCUGCUCUGGAACCAAAACAAACAAAAAGCACAUUCAUCAGUGAGGCGGAGAGCGGACCCAGUUUGUGUUGGUUAUUAGAUUCAUUCACAAUGUCUCUCUCCGUGGUCUAAAGAUAGUGCAGUAAGUUUAAUCUAAACAACAGAGCCAAUGAAGUAAGGGAAACUUGAGUGUUGUGGAAUGAAAAUGCUGUAGCUCCCUUUUGGUUUUGCGGUUGCACCGGGGUCAUGCUCUUAUUUUUCCUCCACUUUCUUUUUUGACUUGCCGUUGGUUUCAGUUCUCACAGUUAGACUGCACCUUGCACAGACUUGCAUGUAUUUGUUGUCUACACUCAGUCCGACUCACUUAAAGCCUAACUUCAAAAGAAAACACAAAACCUGUGAAGUUUUUUCUUUUUCAGAUGUCCUGAUGAUUUAUUUUUAUUCCCACAGCACUUAAACUUUCAGCGUUUUCCUCAGCGAUGAUCAGUACUGCUUGUUCCUUGCUAGUUAUUUUCCCUUUUGUUGAAGCUGUUUUGUUUUCCCUCUGCCUCUUUUCUUUGCCCUCCCCUCAUUGAGCCUGUGUGUGUCUGUGUGUUUGUGUUUACAGAAAGGCCUAAAGAAUGUGUUUGAUGAGGCGAUUUUGGCUGCACUGGAGCCGCCAGAGCCCAAGAAGAAACGCAAAUGUGUGCUGCUAUGAGGCUCCUACCUUUUCAAUGCGCACACCGUAUAACACGACAUAUACAUACAUACAUCUGAAGUACACACUCAGCACACACACAUGCACACACACACGCAUACAGACACAGCCCUGCACCCUUUCCUUUGCUCUACUAAGGCUGGUUGACAGCAUUGUCCUCCACGUGGAAGACGAGAGAGAAAACAGCCGACCAAGUUUUAGAUAAUUGUCUGCAAUAACAGAAAGCUUCACCCUCAAGUCAGAGUUUGGGACAGAAAAGCAAAAUAACCUGGCUGCUGAGGGCUCUGGGCUGAGCGGCAAACCCCUCAGUGAUCCAGAUCCCCUGAGCUCUUGAUACCAAGCUUACGUACAAGUAGAAUUCAUUCUAUCAAGCUUUUGAUGGAUUGAUUUUUGGGUCAGUCAGUGUCGUGGCCUAAAUUAAAUUCCCAAUGCCAUGUAGUUGUCCUCAGCUCACCUCGAAGGUUCCAUGGAAGUAAGCCCUGCCGCAACAUCUCAGAGCCACCUGACUGGCGGCCGCUUGUGCUGCUGGUCCCCUGAUUUUUUACACUCUCACUCAGCACUAUCAAGAGGAAAGGCUAACAGUGUAGUGCUGUUUUGUUUUUGUUUGCCAAGACCCCUCUUCUCCUGAAAACACAUGACCAUCAUGAGAUGUAUACUCCAUGUUCCAGAUAGUCACACUCUUAAACCACUAAGAAACUGUGGAGGUCUGACUGAAUCGAACUGAAAGCCGGGGCACUGCGGCUAAAACGCCUCUCAGCUCCAAAACAAGGAGACAUGGAUUAGCGAUUAUCGCCACCUUAGCAGAAAUACAGUCCUCCCAGCAUGGACCUUCACAGUGCAGUCACAGUCCAUCUGAAGUGGGGUUAUUGCUGGUAAAGCUUCAGGCAUCCAGUAGUUUAUGGGUCUGCGAGUCGACCACAGGAAUUGGCCUUUUAGACGCAGGGAACUAAACAGUGUUAGCAGAACAAGCGGUGUUCUUUCUCCGUUGCCAGGGACCAAGGAAGGGUGAAGCAGGAAACUGAACAUUGCCAGCACCUCGCACUUAAGAGUGGGUACAGCAGAGGCAUCUGCAUGAAACUCAUUUUCUUCGGCGUAGACCGGCAGCCAACUCUGGAGAUCCAUAUUUAGAGAACCGGUCAGUGAACAUGGAUUACCACCAGAAUUCUGUGCCAGGUCAGAAUUUGGUGCCUUCCUGUAGUGUUUGAUCCAGGCUGCAUAUGAGCAGUGUGAAGGGCUGUCUGGUCUGUUGUACCCAUUCAGAGUGUCGGGUGCUGGUACUGCACGUAGCUGAGCCUUGGUCUCUGUUCUAAAUAUGUUUAACAGAUGUAAUUAUAAUGUAAGCUGGAACACAAUGUUGAUGUAGGCUCCAGGGGUUUUUACCAAAAUCUUUUUUUUUUUUUUUCUUCAUUAUUUCUGUUUGUGUUUUUUUUUUUUAAGUUUAUUUUAUUUUAUAUAUAUAAAUAUAUUACAAAAAGGUUACUUUCACUCCUUUUGCAUUUUUAGGAGUCGGAACUCAUCUGAACUCUUACCUGCCAGUUCAUACCAAGAAAACCUCUGAUUGGUUCGAUUAAAAAAAAAUAUAAAAUAAAAGGCAACCUCUAAUGGCAGAAUACUGUUGGUGAAGAUGAUUUGAUUGGUUUGUCCUUGUUUUUCUUUAACUGGUGGAUCAGAGUUGGGUUGAUGUCCAGCUCAAGUCAGUAUAAUAAUUAUAACCUGUUGUUGUUUUGGUGCAAAACCAAAUGCUUUGUCAAAGUCUUUGUUCUUUGUAUAUGCAUUCUUUUCAAAAUUAUUAAACUUAUACCUUAAUUGCCUUUA
Xyrichtys novacula (pearly razorfish) is the source of this 13907-nucleotide messenger RNA. Lineage: Eukaryota; Metazoa; Chordata; Actinopteri; Labriformes; Labridae. The record is from the annotation of a GenBank genome assembly.